CUUUCUCUUUGCUCUGAAGCAAGCUCGUAGUACGCUGGUCAACGUUCAUUUCAGUGAGUGGGGGAUGACUUGGGUGAGGGUAGAAGACGAAUUAGUUGUGACACGUAUACGGAAGAGACAUGAACACGAACUACAACCGAGGGAAAAAGAGUAUUUGUAUUACCUGCGAGUGCCGUUGUUCAUCUUGAUAUUCGUUUAAACGACCUUGACGUGGUCAACAGAGAGAAAACGUGGAGUAAGGCUUUUUAUUAAUUGCCUCCACAUUGUCCGUGUCCUUUAACUUCUUUGUGAAGAUUCGCCCCGCCCACUGCGAUGUUGACCGCAGGAGCCACGGUCCCACCUCCAACCUGGGACGCGACCAGCAAGAUUCCGCAGGACCACGAGCUUCUCGCAGCGGUGCACCGGGAGAAGACGGUCAGUGAGAAGUUGCACAGCAAAGUUGCGGAGUACAAGCACGCGCUGCAGGACCGCAUCCAGGGCCUGGACGAGCAGAUCAAAAACGCCGUGACGGAGCUGGUCGAGGAGAGCGAGACCGAGAUCCGCGGCAUCGAAAGCGAGCGCAUCGAUAUUCUGAAGCAGUUAACGGACCUGCAGGAGAUCCGGAUUCGCUUGGAAGAUAUGCAUCGCAAAAGUAUCGUACUAGUAUAAAUUGCAUAUACAAAUUUUCGCAAGAAGAAAAGUGGAAUUUGUAAUGCUGUUUUACUUUAGGAGGAAGAUUUGUCAUGCAUAUUUGCAAUUAGAAGCACGAGUACGACUACGAUAGAUACUUUUGCACUGCAUAAAAGAAGCGAUUCAGCGAAAGCAAAAACUGAAGCAGCGCACGGAGACGGAGCUGAAAUCGGGUAGGAAUCGAGCGCUGAAGCAAAAACGAAACCAAGAUGUAGCGGCACAGGUAUUUGAUAAACGCGAAAAAUAGUUGCAUUCGGAUUGUGGAUGCAGGUUUUUAAUGCAACAAUAACAAACAUUUGCAACAUUGCGACUGAACAAAGAACACGCGGCACAUGCGUACGACUUCGGCUGUCGGAGACAUCACGCAUGAAAGCAUUUCCGGCCUCAGAUACUAAAUGAUCGAUCCCACAGAUGCUCAUCUGAAAGUACGAAGUUUGACGAAAGCAUGUGGAUGUGCGUGCAUGAUCUGAAGAGUUUUGUAAAAGACCGAGAAGAAGAUGAAGCGACACCGUUUUCUCUUUCGAUGAAUGCGGACGAUCUGCAUCUGCUCAACCAUAGAUGAUACAUGCCGAAGAUGCCAUUCCGCCAAGACAGGCUAAAGUAUCGAUUUAUUAUCAGUUGCUCGCCGAGCUUCUGGAAGGGCUUGGCGGGAGAGUGCGGAGCACCCCGAGGGAAAAUGCGCAAUUUGGGCAGCCACAAAGGCGGGCUGCCGCAAAUGACGGAAUUGUGCAACUUGUUCUUGGAAUUUGCGCACCUUCCCUGGCCAGUAUGCCCUCGUGCAUAACGUUACGCGCGACGGCAUAGUGGCCUCGAGAAAAGCUACUUUGUUUGCAGGGGCCUCGAAAGGAUGCCCCGCUGCGAGUUCGCCGGAUUUCGAACGCAAUGCUUAUCUCAGCAGGAGCCUGCGGGCCGCCGCGGACGACACUACUUAGCUGUCGGUCCGCGGGGAGGUUGUGGGGCCCGGGAUGUCUUCGACGUCUUCUUCUUCAGUCGCGGGCCGCGGUUGUGCUCGCGGCCGCAACCGCAAUCUGCGGCCCGCGGCUCAAGAAGAAGGGGCGGCUCUCCAAUAGAUGGCACUUGUUCUCGUUUGCGUCGACUGCCGUGCGGCGCGCGGCGAUGUUAGAAAAAGCAAAAGGCUGGUGGACCUUCGCGCUGGUUAGAAAGAUGUCCACGCACGCACUUGGUAUACCAGUAGCGCCCCGCGACCUUUAUACAUGUCGAUGCCUCUUCUUAUUCAUUUCCAGGUCCUCGCCGAGCUUCGCGACGAGCUUGGCGGGAUUCUGCGGAGUCUGGCCGUCCUGAAAAAGGACGACUCGGAGAUUCAGUACGACGUUGAGAAGCUGUACCGCGCCAAAGAGGUCGUGGACUACGUAUUGGAUGCCAAGAAAACGCAACAGAGCAUCGACACCGAGCUCCUGCACGCAAGGUUCAACUUCAAAAUAGUACCCGCUAGUAGUGCUGGCGAAGGAACAAGUGUUUUGGUAGCGUGAGUGCAGCAAAUACAUGAUUGAAAGUAUGUUCUUCUUGUUUCCAAAGGUAAACGAACUGUAUGUAAUGUAGAAAUUCGCCUACUUGUAUUUAGCAUUUCUGUGCUUGCCUUGUAGUGAAAAUCAAUGUAAGAUGCAUGGAAUAGAGUGUAAGUGAAUAUAUACGAUGUUGCUGAAGAGGCAAAGGAAGCAAGUCUGAAUCUGAAAGAGCGUCGUAAUAUCUAAAAAUUGCACUCUGCGCAUUCUCGGUUCUCGAUUGUUUUUUGAAUCAAUCGCGAAGAAGAGAAAACGAC
This is a messenger RNA of Amoebophrya sp. A120, 2449 nucleotides long. The record is from the annotation of a GenBank genome assembly. NCBI's taxonomy places the organism in Eukaryota, Dinophyceae, Syndiniales, Amoebophryaceae.